Molecule: messenger RNA, 1552 nt
Organism: Amoebophrya sp. A120
Lineage: Eukaryota; Dinophyceae; Syndiniales; Amoebophryaceae
Source: the annotation of a GenBank genome assembly
UUUCCAACCACUACCAUACCCACAGUCGUAAGUAGCAAAAUUUUCCAAGACCAUUUCGAAACAUCGUGUUUGUUGAGUUGUGAUCUCGUCCUCCUACUCCGGAGUAGUUCCGUUUCUGUUUCAAGGUCGAUCUUUCUACCAUCUGCAUUUGCUUCUGGUAUUUUCUUAGAAAAUGCUAAUGCUGGCUCUCGUCCCUCCCAGUUUCGCUCGGUUGCGUUCGUCGUUCCUCCACCUUGCGGCUGCGGUUUUGGGCAGCACUAUUUCGUCCAGCCUCGUGUCAGCGCGUAACCUGAAAGUUUCAUGGAGCGACUGCGGGGCGGUCAGCGACAAAAGAUUCGGGGUACUUCCCUUUGGGAAAAGAAUGAAAAAGCUAAAGGAAAAUAAGGCCGCUGCGCGGAUGAACUCCAGAGGCGUCGGCGACGCGGGUAAAAUCACCAAAGUGGAUAUUUCGCCGCAGCCCCUGGUCUUGGGACAAGAGAUGAAGAUUGGAAUCGAGUUUCAGUCGGGCGUGCCUGUACAAUUUUCUAUCGUGCCUAAUCCUGCACCUGUAGCUUUUUGGAAUUAGAACAUGAAGAACUAGUCCUUUGUUUUUGGUCCUGCUUGUUCGGUGAAAUUUACACCUGUACAUUGAUUGCGGCGACAAGAGUGAAACUCUGCAAUAUUAAGUAUUGAUCAGCGUCCAUUUAGUUUCGCCUUAUUUAUUGUUCUCUCUCCUUAGGUUCCGGCCGGAGCAGGAAGCAUUUUGGAAGUAUCUGGGAAGGAAGGCUGGUUCGUGAGUUUCAAGCACGACUUCGAUCUUUGUACGGACCAAGAUUUCGAGUUUCCCAUGAACUUGGGCAACUUUCACCUGGACGGUCUGGGGAAUUGCGGUGAGAAGAAAGAAAUGGUGAACCACAGCGGUGCGUUUCCGUCAACAAAGUGGUCCUCUUCAAGUAGAUUCGCGAGGAAGAAAAACCCGGAAGUUGAUGAAAACCAAAACUCUACUGCGCCCAAGACAUACGAUCUAGCUCUGUCCGCGACAGUGAACGAGGGUAUCGCGAGCUUGGCUUCGAAAGGAACGGUGUGGCUCAAACCGAAGAUCAACAACGGCGAAGAAUUAGCCUGUUUGCAAUUUCAACUGGAACUGGAGGGGGAGCCGAACAAUAAAGCCGACCCGGUCGCCGGCAGCGGUGAUGGCGCGACGGUUCCGUCUGUUUUUUCUACGGCAUUGCGAAAUAGUGGUCAGGAGGUCUGGAUCUAGAGGCACACGUAGACGAUGGAGUCACUGGCGCUUCGUUUUUAUCCCUUUCCGUGUAAUAAAAGAGAAAGCAUUUUUUACAGUCAAAUUUUGCGUAGCUCCAGAUCAAUGUAAGUACGCAUGGAAAUAUGUCGUUGUCUACUGCAGCCUGCAAAACGAAAAUCAAAAUUGGUUCUCACACUGAUAUCUACUUACGGCAUCAUAGCGUGAUGAAUGUCCUGCAUUCCUCCAGAAAUGAAAUGAUGUGAUAUUUCUUGUGCAAUGAAACAGUAGUCUUUCGAUGGCGACACUUUCAAUUUCACAAUUACUCAAAUA